Molecule: messenger RNA, 975 nt
Organism: Macrosiphum euphorbiae (potato aphid)
Lineage: Eukaryota; Metazoa; Arthropoda; Insecta; Hemiptera; Aphididae
Source: the annotation of a GenBank genome assembly
AUGAAAAGACUGUUAGAAUUCUGGAUUAAAGGAAAAAAGCACUUAAGAAUUUUGGAAGAAAAAAAAGAUUCCAUUUCUUUAUCCCUAUUUAAUUUGAGAAAAUCGGUACCUUCAGAGUUUGCUCGUUUGCCUAGAUCGCUAGAUGAUAUAGAGUUUUGGAAGGCUACCGAGUUCCGUGAAUUUUUGCUAUACACAGGUGUUGUUGUCUUAAAAUCAAAUUUGUCCAAAGAAAAAUAUUAUCAUUUUCUUCUCCUAUUCGUAUCUAUUAGAAUUUUGUGUUCAAAUGAAGUUUGUAAUAAAUAUAAUAAUUUAGCCUCAAAAUUGAUAAGAGAAUUUGUUGAAAAUUAUUCAACUAUUUACAGACCUCAGUUCAUUAACUACAAUGUGCACAGUUUAAUUCAUCUAUCUUUUUUUGUUAGGCUAUAUGGUCCAUUGGACAAUUUCAGUGCAUUCAAGUACGAAAAUUACCUUCAAACUCUAAAGAAGUCAAUGAAAUGCUGUAAAUAUCCACUUUCUGAAAUAAAAAACAAAAUAAUAGCACUUGAAUGUGAAGAAUUGAAAACCAUCACACCAAAUAAAUGUAUUUUAAAGUAUUUUAAAAUAGAUGAAAAUCUUUCAAACUUUGAAUUAACAUUUUACCAUCAAAUUACCCUUAAAUCUAACAACUAUGUUGUUUGUUGUAAAAAUAUUAAAAAUCAGUUUUUUAUUUUAGAAAAUGACGAUAUAGUUAUUAUAAAAAAAAUUUACAAAAAUAAUAGGGAUGAUGUGAUUAAAUUAUCUGUUGUAAAAUUAUUAAGUAUAAGUGAUUUGUUUAAAUUACCAGUGCCAAGUAAACUUGUAGGUGUUUUUUUUGUUAAUACUCAUAAUGUAUCGGAUCUUUAUGAAAUAAUUGUAAAUAAUAUUAAAUUUAAGUGUUUUUUUGUUCAAUUUCCUAAUAAUGAAGGAGUUAUUAUUUCAUUAUGUCAUAAUGUUUAG